Molecule: messenger RNA, 669 nt
Organism: Gongylonema pulchrum
Lineage: Eukaryota; Metazoa; Nematoda; Chromadorea; Rhabditida; Gongylonematidae
Source: the annotation of a GenBank genome assembly
GAAAGUUUUGCGAAAGUGGCUGCUGCUUCUACAACAGUACCAACAGCUUGCCCAACCUAUCCGCGAAUGAACAGUGCUGAGCCGGCUACUGUCCAAGCGCUUUGUACUGUUAUGCAUAUUCGAGAUGCGAUCAUCGAGCCCCUUGCAGCACCAGCAGUACAACGACCACACUUGCCGCUGGCCGUUGAAGAAAAUCCAUCUUCGGUUGCGGAACAGUUGCCAACCGUGAUCCGUCCAUUGCCAGCAGCACCAACAAAUCCCCAGAAUGUUGUCAGUGACACAUUGGACAAAAUUAUGGAUGUACGAGAACGAAUGAGUGCCGUGGAGAAAACAUGUGGUAUAAGUUGUUGUUCGGCUGAAAAGCAACAGCUCGAAGUGGAGCUAAAUAUUGCUAGCAGACAAAUACAGCAAGAAGAUGAUGCUGUUGUUGUAUCUGAAAGACGUCCAACUCUGGAAAAGCGCGUAAUUUUAUCAGAAGAUGCUCCAGUUUGGUCUCAGAAUUUUUUUAUUGAUGGUGAGUUCUCAGAUCUCUUCACCGAUGAAGUAUUUCAGUCACUGGAUGAUCGCACAAAGCAAGCAUGUCUUCUGAGGGAGUUGGAAGCUAUUGACAAGAAGAUUGAAAAUCUUAGCGUUUCAGCUGAGUCUAUCGCUUCACCGGAACGUAAAUAA